This is a messenger RNA of Anolis sagrei ordinatus, 7023 nucleotides long. It is a transcript of the gene USP40, whose product is annotated as ubiquitin specific peptidase 40. Gene Ontology annotation, cellular component: nucleus; cytosol. Gene Ontology annotation, molecular function: cysteine-type deubiquitinase activity. NCBI's taxonomy places the organism in Eukaryota, Metazoa, Chordata, Lepidosauria, Squamata, Anolidae. Gene Ontology annotation, biological process: protein deubiquitination. The record is from RefSeq and is a predicted model, not a curated record.
GCGGACUACGCUUCCCAGAAUCCUCUGCGGCCCGGGGCGGCCUCGGGGAGCCUCGAGGUGAGCCCGGCGGCCUACUGAGGGGCUGUGUCAUAAAUUCACAAUGUUUGGGGAUUUAUUUGAUGAAGACAUCUCCGUUUUGUCAAGCAAUCAGUGUGGGAAGCCUAAAUUGAAACACAAAGAUCCUGAACUACCAAAUCCUAGAGAAAACACAAAUUUAAGUGGAAUAAAAAAUCAGGGUGGGACCUGCUACCUUAAUUCACUUCUUCAAACUCUGCACUUCACACCAGAAUUUAGAGAAGCAUUGUUUUCCAUAGGCCCCGAAGAACUUGGCUCCCUGGAGGACACACAUAAACCUGAAUCAAAGGUUAGAGUAAUCCCCUUACAGCUACAAAGAUUGUUUGCACAGCUUUUGCUUUUAGAUCAACAUGCUGCAUCCACAGCCGAUCUCACUGACAGCUUUGGGUGGAAUUGUAAUGAGGAAAUGAGACAGCAUGAUGUACAGGAGUUAAAUCGGAUUUUGUUCAGUGCUUUAGAAACUUCCUUAGUGGGAACCUCUGGCCACAAUCUUAUAAACCAACUGUACCAUGGGACAUUAGUUAAUCAGAUUGUUUGCAAAGAGUGCAAGAAUGUCAGUGAGAGGCAGGAGGAUUUUUUGGAUCUAACUGUUGCUGUGAAGGAUGUGUCUGGGUUGGAGGAAGCCUUAUGGAACAUGUAUGUGGAAGAGGAACAUUUUGAGAAAGAUAACCUGUAUCGAUGUGGAGCAUGCAAUAAACUGGUUGAAGCCAUAAAGUCUGCUAAACUACGCAAGUUGCCUCCAUUCCUCACGGUCUCCCUCUUGAGAUUUAACUUCGAUUUUGAGAAGUGUGAACGAUACAAAGAGACGAGAUGUUACACAUUCCCAAUUCAGAUAAACCUCAAGCCUUUUUGUGAGCAGACUCAGUUGGAUGAUCUGGAAUACAUGUAUGAACUCUUUUCUGUAAUAAUACACAAAGGUGGCUGCUAUGGAGGACAUUAUCAUGCUUACAUCAGAGAUAUUGAUGAACUGGGAAACUGGCAGGUGCUAGAGGAUGGCAGCUUGAAUGAUGAAGAUAAAGAUUUGAAACAAACUGAUAAUGACAAAGAAAAAGAAAACCCAUCAACAAUUCUGAAAAACAUAUUAUUAGAGGAAGAUUCUACAGAAAUGGCUGUGGAUUGCUUGGCACAAAAAGUUUGGGAAAAGAAAAGUGUGUCCUGGAAUAAGAAGUAUCGAAAACAGUAUGGGCCAAUUCGGAAGUAUUUACAGAACAAUUCCCAAGAUUUUGUUCUUAGUUCUGAUGAAAGCAAAGUCAGGUUGAACGACCAAAGCCACUACCUCCAUUUUCGAUCACCAUCCCAAAGCCAUCUGCGAAAUGAAGAUGAGAAGAUACCAUUGGGGAAAGCAUCCACAAACUUAAAGGAACAUUGCUCAGUAUCCCAUUGGUUUGAUUUGAACGACUCCAAAGUUCAGCCAAUCAGGGAAAAGGAGAUUCAGAAGCAGUUUCAGGGUAAUGAGAGUGCCUACAUGCUGUUUUAUCGGAAAUCCCAAAUGAUGAGACCAUCUGAAGCUCGAGGAAAUCCAAGGUAUAGGGUUCCAAGCCACCUCUUGAAUGAAAUGGAUGCUGCUAACAUCAAACUGCAGAAAAAGCGGGUAGAAUGUGACUUGGCAGACAAUAUCAUCGAUUUGCAUCUCCAUAUAUAUUCUCAUUACAAAUUUUGCAAUGGGGCUCUUCAUCCUUUGCAUUCCCAGAAGGAAAGUGUUCUAGAUCUAACAUUUGAUAAGAGAAAAACAUUGGGAGAACUUCAACAAUCAGUUUUUCAGUUGCUGGAAUUUUGGGAAGGAGAUCUGGUUCUCAGCCUUGCAAAGCCUCUGCCAGCUGGACUGCAUAUAUACCAAAUUCUUGAGGGUGAUGAUUCUAGUUUAAGUAUCACUGGCCUUUUCGAUGGAGCUGAUAUAUUUGUGUGGAAUGGAAAAGAGGUCGAUGGGGUGGAAAUUCAGACUGGCAUUGACCAUGAACCUGUUCUCAUAAAUGUUCUUCGUUUAGCUGGUCAUAAUGAAGGGCGAAAGGGGCAACAGUUUACGGAGUCCCAGCAUGUUUUUUCAUGUAGUUUAAGCUUGAGAAUGAUUUCUGAAGUUUUAACGUCCUCUAAAGGGAUAAUCUUAAAAAGUCAUUCAGGGCUUGAGAGAGAAGCUGACAACUGGAAAGUCAUUCCUGAGGAAGAUAUGGAAAAAACUCUCAGGACAGUUGGCCUUACUGAUGGAUGCUCAAUUCUAGUUUUAGACAGCCAUGACCAAAGCAUGGUGAAUGUGGCAGGCGGCAAUUUGACUGCUUUUACGCAUGAUAUCAGCUGGUUACAAGUAAAAAAAAUCUGUAAAUUGGAGGCUGAAGAGAUGCAAGUUAAAAUUACUGCAACCGUUGAAACAAUGAUAUCAGAUAUCCGAAUUAAGGCCAUUGAGGAAAUGCAGUUGGACAAGGAGCUAGUUAAUAAUAGCUGCCUCAGACCCAUUGGCAAAAAUGGAAAACUUCUCUGUCCAGUGCCUGAGGACUAUACGGUUAAAGAAGCAGAGCUCAAAAUGGGAAGCUUACUAGGCCUUUGCUCUGGAAAAGCUCCAACAGCCACUCAGCUUUUCCUGUAUUUUAUUGUUGGUCAUGAUCUUCAGUGUAGUCCAGAGAAAGAAAUAGUGAUGGAGGAGACUGCUACUGUAAAAGAGUGUCUAAACUUAAUGCUGAAGAAAUCUGGUUUGACAGGAGAUGACUGGCAUUUGAGAAAGAUUGACUGGUGUUAUGAAGCUGGGGAACCAUUAAACGAGGAGGUAAAAGGGAAUGCAACCCUAAAGGACCUUAGUAUCUGCAGUGGAGACAUUUUGAAUGUUGCUGAGGGGAAGCUUCCACCAAAGGGAUUCUUGAAAGUACCUGUCUGGUGGUACAAACCUUUCUCUCAGGUGAAGCACAUCAAGAAUAUUCAAGACCAAGUAAACUGCAUCAGCAAAAAAGUGGAAGCUCUGGGACCAUCUACAUCUGGAGAUUCACCGACAUUUUUACAAAGUGAAGUUGACCUGUGUUAUGUGGGUGACAUAGAAAUCUCAGGAGAAGCUUUUUUAGAAGACUUGAAGAUUCAGGUGAUGACUUUGCCAUCCAUUCAAGAGUUUAGUGUCCCACUGCCAGAAUUUAUCCGUGUUUGGACAAUGGAAAAUAAGCAGCCUUGCAAACUUUUACGAAACAACAAGGAGCAGCUCCAAAAGCUCAAACUAGGAAACAGAGUGGAAAUUUGUAUAGAGACUUUAUAUAAGGAAGAGAAUCUUGGACCAAAGGAUUUACUUCUACGAAUACUGAUGAGCAUACCAGGGGAGAGAGAUUACUAUCAUCCAGUAGAUUUAAUAUGGGAUAUUUCUAAAGAGUGUACAGCAUCUGCAUUGAGGGGGAAAAUUGCUACAUACUAUUCCUUGCCAGUGGAAAAAAUUGAAAUCGCUAAAUAUUCUCCUGGAAAAUUUGAAUGGAUGCCAAUAAGUAGUUGGACACAGCAAAUGUCAAAGAAGAAGAAAAAGAAGAAAAGUGACAGCUUACAGUCGAGCCCCUAUAGCUUGAAGGAUGGCGAUAUUAUUGGUGUGAAGAAUCUCCUGAUCGAUGAUACUAUAGACUUUAGUACAAUUAAAGAUGAUAUUGGAAAACAAAUGCAGAAGCAGCUGAUUAUUGAAAAAACAAGUAGGCAAAGAGAGAGUGUACUGAACGAUUGUUUCCAUGAAAAAAAGGUGACUAAGCAUCGUAAGCCUGAAGCAGCACUCUCCAUAAGUGUAGGAGUUUUCAGCUGACUCUUUGGGAUUUGGCAAACCUCACCAAUACUUUGAUUGAUAGCAAUGGCGUUGCUUCAGCUUGACUAGUCAAGGACUAAUCUUCCCUGGCACUGGCGUGUUUGAUACAAUGGACGGCAAAGGAGUGAUGGUGGUUGGGAUCUCCUUAUUAUAUCCUUCUGGGAGGAAGUGCUUUAGUUCCUGCAGUUUCAGUGCUUACUCUCAGGGUGGAUGCCUGCACUUUAUCAAUGAGAACACAUAUGAUCAUCACAUAACCUUUCAAAAGACUUGUUUUCUAAUAACCAUGUGCUUUAAUCCUGAUUCUGUGUUGUGUCAUCAUUGCAAAGGUGGUUUAUCUGCUCAUACGUUUAUGGAGAUGGGGAGGAAAUCUGAUGCUUGCACCUUUCCCUUCCAUGCUGAAAUACUAAAAGUAUUUUAAAGUCUAGUCUGAAGCAUUCAAAGGGAAACUUCUCUGACACUUCAAGACAGAGUGUAAUGGUGAUUAGCGGAAUUUUGUUCUUCCUUUUACUCCCGUAAUCCAUCUGUAUCUCCUGUUUUAUUUAAUAGAAAAAUGCUAAAUGUAAGAUACCAACAAUUUGACCAUUACAUUCUAAUCACCCAGAAAUUUGUUUUAAGAAAUGCCAAAGUUUAUAUAGUCCUAAAGACAACAUAAGAUACAAAAAGGGAAUCACAUACAGCUAUGAUGUUUAUCCAUGGAAAGCACAUUGAACAUAGACAGUGUGUGUUAAGCAUAACAUGAGCUUACCCUCAUUUGCAGCGUUUUUGGAAAAUUCAAACCUGCAAAAAUUUCUUGUUUUGUGCCUUGUCCCUGGAAGACGGGAGUAGAGAUGGAUGGAACACAGUCUCUGUAGAGACAUUUAGAAUCAUAGAAUCAUAGUUGGAAGAGACCUCUUGGGUCAUCCAGUCCAACCCCCUGCGAAGAAGCAGGAAUAUUGCAUUCAAAUCACCCCUGACAGAUGGCCAUCCAGCCUCUGUUUAAAAACCUCCAAAGAAGGAGCCUCCACCACACUCUGGGGCAGAGAGUUCCACUGCUGAACGGCUCUCACAGUCAGGAAGUUCUUCCUCGUGUUCAGAUGGAAUCUCCUUUCUUGUAGUUUGAAGCCAUUGUUCCGCGUCCUAGUCUCCAGGGAAGCAGAAAACAAGCUUGCUCCCUCCUCCCUGUGACUUCCUCUCACAUAUUUAUACAUGUCUAUCAUAUCUCCUCUCAGCCUUUUCUUCUUCAGGCUAAACAUGCCCAGCUCCUUAACCCGCUCCUCAUAGGGCUUGUUCUCCAGACCCUUGUUCUGGACACAUUCCAGCUUGUCAACAUCUCUCUUCAAUUGUGGUGCCUAGAAUUGGACACAGUAUUCCAGGUGUGGUCUAACCAAGGUGGAAUACAGGGAUAGCAUGACUUCCCUAGAUCUAGACACUAUGCUCCUAUUGAUGCAGGCCAAAAUCCCAUUGGCUUUUUUUGGCCGCCACGUCACAUUGUUGGCUCAUGUUUAACUUGCUGUCCACGAGGACUCCAAGAUCUUUUUCACAUGUACUGCUCUCGAGCCAGGUGUCCCCCAUUUUGUAUCUUUGCAUUUUGUUUUUCCUGCCAAAGUGGAGUAUCUUCCAUUUGUCCCUGUUGAACUUCAUUUAGGCAAAGAUACAAUGUGUUUUCUUAGUUCUUGAUUACCAUACAUUAUGGCUAGGCAAGGCUCUGUGUGUGCAGUAUAAAUAAAGUGAGAGCAUGCAUUUUUAUCUCUCUCCCCUACCAUCUUUGUCCCACGAGAUGCUCACACGUGGCAUUACCUGAGCUUAAGCAUACUGGAUUUGUAUCCUGUCCAAAUCUUGCAUCCAUAGAUAUUCGCCUGCAUUGUGUGGAUGAUGGUGGGAGGGUCACCCUCGCUUUUCCUCACAAGAAGGGGAAAGGUGGGGGAGAGAAGGGAGAAGUACUAUCUUCCUUGCAGGUUUUUGUAUAUUAGAUUUGUUCCACCAAAUUUCAGUACAAUCCUGACUAAAUAACAAUGGAUUCUAUAAGGAAUUAUUUCUUCAUGAGCAGAAAGGUCUUUUAUGGACUCCCCAAACCACCCUGAUCAGAUUUGGGGAAACUGGAGCUGCAGCAGGGAGGGGAAAUCAAUAAAAAUUGCUUUGUUCUGUGGGGCGGUUAUAUUUUGUGCAAUUACAAUCAAUAAAGUACUGUGAGGUGUUAUGUUACCAAAGUGAAUAAAGAGGAAACAGUAAACGAGAGUGAGAAUAGGCCACUGGUUUUGUCAUAUCAUUUCCUACAACCAGCUAAUACAUCACAUAUAUUUUGCUUAUGUAGAUCACAAAAACGUGUUUCAGGCAACAUAAUCAUAUUUCUACAUUAUCCUCAGUGAACAAAAUCCACCAUGAUAUAUUAUGCAUAGCAUAUUAAAUAUAGAAAUGUUUGUCUCAGAGUAUCCCACAGUAAUGGGUAACAUACUUACUGUUCUUGUUAAAGUAACUCGAAGACAAGAAAUGGUUUUUUGCUGGUAGUCUUUACUUCCAUGGCCUAUUUCCCUGAAAUAUUUAUUCUAACAGAUACUGUACACUUCCUUUUUUAUGAUCUGUAAAUGGAGGGUCUAACCCUUUGCAAGGUUAAAUUGUAGGAGGUUUAUAAGUAACACUAUAUAAUAUUUGCAAGUUAUCUCCAUAAAUUGAGGUUUUGGGCCAUUUUGCUUUUUGUGUUCUUGACCUCUGAAACAAAUUUAUUUGGAACUAAUUCUGAAAUAUGUUUUAAGGAGCCAAGUGUUGCAAAUCAUAUGUAGAAGAAACUAAUGUAGCAAUCUCGACAACCAAUUUUUGCGUAUUCAUCUCCUGCUAUGGAACCCUGAUGUCUCACAUACAGCAAAACAUACCCAAGAUGUGACAAAAAUCUGUUAUCUAGAGAACAUUAUGCUUUGGGAAGAGGGCAAAUAUUUUUAUAUUUAUAUAUAUAUACACACAAAGAAUGUGCCUUUACUACAAUGUAAUGCAGCAAUUGCUGCUUGAUUGUUUUUUCAAAAAUAUGGGAAUUUCCAUAAAUCAGUGUGUUGUUUUGUUUUUUAAAGGAAUACCUUUUGAAUGGGAUGUUCAGGGUUCCACAACUGUGGUUCUAUUAACAAUGCAACAUUGUUGGGGUUUUUUAAUUAUUAUUAUUUAAUUUGUAUUCAAGUCUGAUCUUUAUUGUAGUUGCAAAAAGAAUAAAGAAUUUAAAGGUUUCACUUGCA